Pseudo-nitzschia multistriata is the source of this 3085-nucleotide messenger RNA. The record is from the annotation of a GenBank genome assembly. NCBI's taxonomy places the organism in Eukaryota, Bacillariophyta, Bacillariophyceae, Bacillariales, Bacillariaceae.
GAAGAACGGAUUUGAUUGUCAAAACCACAACAACCAAAAAACUGAUGACUUUCUGUUUUUCGCGUUUCCGGAACUUCGUUUCUCAACUCCGGAACAAAGCAUUAGCGGACGAAAAAUUAACAUCAAGCAAAGGUUGAGCGAUCUCUCUUGAUUUUCAAUCAAUUUUCACAGCAUCUAGUCGAUCGCGGAGUUUUGCUGGGAAGACGCAAAGGUUCACAAUUAUUUUUCUGUCAAACGAGAAACAAUCAAAAGGUUCUCUACCGUACGCAGUUCAAUUUGAAGUAGAUCUAGUAAGGUGAGUCGCAAAAGAUAAACCAUGGCUUUGUUUUCUGGAACAUGCACACGCUCACACGAAGCUUUGUAUCUUGCUUCAUUAAAUUCUAUUGCGAUUGCCUUGGUUGGAUUACACUAACAAAUCCUUACCGGCCGUGCCAGAACAAGAACAUGACCGACGCUGAGACCCAAGAUCCACCCCAGGAACCGGCCUCGACCGAAGAGCAACCCAAACAAAUGGCCGUGAUUGGUCGCGGUGAGUCGAUCAUCACCAAGACACACCCCAAAGCUGACGUAGAGGCAGAGAACAGCGAAGAGCUCGCGAAGCACGAGGCGGAAGAAAUCGAAGGCAUCAAGGAAUCCCAGGGAUAUUGGUUCCCCAAAAUCAAGCUGAGCGCUUGGGUAAGUGGGAUACGGUGUCGUCCAUUGCGUUCAUCACAAAAUUGUCGACCGUCGAAGCCGAAGUCGACCUAUUCUCUAUAGUAUUCUCCAUAAAAUGCCGUCUCGUCUUCUAACCUUCUGCGUUCCAUUUCGACAAACUCACCUAUGCGCACAGGAUCCCGAAAACGAGAAACAAUGGGAGGCUACCGGUCAAUUCAUCGCGAAACGCAACCUCCUUGCAUCGAUUCCCAACCUCACCUGCGGUUUUGGAGUCUGGUUGGUCUGGUCCGGUAAGUUGUUCUUGUCAUGUCCUGUUUCUCGUCUCGUGUUUCCCGAUUGUGGGUUGUUUUAUGUACGAGUAUUAUUAUCGUUUACGUUUCGACUCAAAAUCAACGAAUUCCUCGUUUCAAAAUUUCCUACGCCGACGCCAACAUAAAGUGAUUGCAACGAAGAUUCAAAAAAUGCACGACGCAGAUCCUAAUGUCUACCAAUUUGAAGAUUGGGGUUCACCGCAAGGACAAGCCGUAAGUCAGAUGAGUGGACACAAAUUGCCUUGCUCCAAUUCCACAUUUUUCCGUCCAAGUAAAAACUUACUCUAUACAUGUUUUCGAUUUUCUUUAUCUGUUUCAAUCAAUGCGAUUCCAAUCGGUUUUAAUUCUACUACAAACCUGCCUUUUCUCUAAUUGAAGUACCGUUCCGUCCUUUUCCUUCUCCCCGGUGUCGCUGGCUUGUCCGGAGGUACCCUCCGCAUCCCCAACAGUUUCCUCACUCAAGUUUCUGGAGGAAGGAAUGUCGUGUACUCCACGUCGCUGCUACUCUGUAUUCCGAUGAUCAUUGCGGGAAUCACUCUUUCCAAUUCCGAUACCAGUUUCAACGUACUGCUAGCUGCUGCGUUACUCUCCGGUGUUGGUGGUGGAGCAUUUGCAUCCAGCAUGAGUAACAUCAGUUUCUUCUACCCAAAGCGUCUUCAAGGAAUGGCACUCGGUUACAACGGAGGUAUUGGUAACUUGGGUGUCUCCAUCACUCAGUUGCUAGCUCCAAUCUUCAUGUCUAUUGGCUCUGUCGCUGUCGCACCAUCCGGGAUUAGUGGAUGGCCAGCGAACGCUGGAUGGCUAUGGUUCCCUCUUUGUGCCACCUCGUCUAUUUUAGCCUUCUUCUUCAUGUCCAACCAACCUCAUCACGGAGAAAAAACAAACCUUCGCAGUCUCGUGAACUUUUACUGGAUGGAAUGUGUCGGAUUCCUCUCAAGUUUCAUUGGCGUUAUUACUCUGGUCAUGACUCGUAACUCAAAACUCGUCAAGUCGCCGGGUGGCCAAGUUGCGCACAAAUUUCUUCUCGUCCUCCUAACUCUCUCCUGCCAGCAUUUGUUCAUGUUGGCAUCUCCAAAGAAGGCGAGAGAUAGAGUCAUCAAGCAGGCUGUUAUCUUCAAACGCAAACACAAUUAUAUCAUGACCUGGCUCUACAUCAUGUGUUUCGGUUCCUUUAUCGGAUACAGUGGAUCUUUCCCAAAAUUGAUCGUCGAUCUGUUUGGCUACCUAUCAGGAGAUGGAUGCGUCAUGGACAAAAUUUUCACUCUCGGUGGCGAUCAGGAGACUUGCGAGGCAAGUGGUGGAACUUGGGAAACCAACUACGACUAUCCAAAUCCUAAUGCCCCCAAUGGCUCUCAUGUCGCAUGGCUUGGUGCCUUCGUUGGCUCACUGAUCCGUCCCGUCGGAGGAAUCAUGUCAGACAAGUUUGGAGGAGCUAAGAUGACCAUGGUCGCCAUCAUCUGGUGUACUAUCGCUGCCUUCGCCCAGGGAUAUCUUGUUCAAGUAUGCCAAGGAAUGGACGACCCCACUAAAUACUAUGGGUGGUUUAUUUUCUUGUUCCUGAAUCUAUUCCUUUGCACCGGCUUCAUGAACGGAAGUACAUUCCGAACCAUCGGAGUUCUUUUCCCUCCUGAGGAAUCCGGAACCGUUCUUGGUUGGUCGUCAGCCAUUGCUUCGUACGGUGCGUUCAUCAUCCCAACGAUGUUUUCUAUCGCCCUCAAGGCCGGAGCCCCACAGGUCACCUUCUAUGGCCUCGGUGGAUACUACAUCACUUGUGGAUUGCUUAACUUCUAUUACUACCUCCGUCCAGGAUGUGAAAAACCUGGCGUCUAAAACAACUGAAAUCAUAUUGUUUUUCAUUCGCAAUUUUGUGCGAACGUCAUGAAACAACAUCUACGUAUACAUAAUUGAAACUUUCACGUGGUUACAGCUCGCACCAAAUGGAAUUUCGAACUUCGUUGUCGAAUAAUAUAGUGUUCAGAGUAGCAUGGAAUCACACUCUGUUACAGUAUCCACGUCAAUACUUUCUGUGCCUUUUCUUCAUUGGAAGACCUUCUUCCUCCGUCUUCAGCGCGAAGGGAGAUAGAUUUUUCUGUAAAGUAAUCUAGAUCAAUUUCACUAUC